AUAGGUUAGGUUUAGGUUGAGGUUUCCAAGUGUAGGCCUAUUGUUAUUUUAUUAAUUAGCUGCAUGUCAUAUAAAGUAAAAUGAUUAUAUUUAUUCCAAUCUAAAUAAGUAUGGAAUAAAAGUCAAGUUCAAUAACAAUUCCUUAACGAUCUCGUUCAUGAUUGUAAUUCUGGAAUUGUACUUGAAGCCAACCGUACCAAAUAUGUGAACAUAUCACCGUUUCAAUUACAAAAUUUAACUGGAUUCAUUCGAGAAUAUUUGGAUUCACUGGUUGCAACUUAUGAUCCUGAAUUAUCGGGAAUCAUUCUGAGUCAUCAAAAGAUAAAGGUAAAUCCUGAGUUCAAUGUAGAAGGAGAUGGCACCAACAAGCUGCUCUACAUUGCCGAUAUCUACGUUUUCAGGCCUAAAAUUGGCAGCGUCCUUACUGGUGUAGUGAACCAGAAAAGUAAGGAUCACGUUGGUUGUCUGGUGCACCGGGUGUUCAACGUGACCAUUCCAAAACCGGACGGCGAUGAGGAAGAAGAAGAAGUGUGGAAUCGUACGUCGGUCGGACAAGAUGUCCGCUUCAGGGUGGUCGCUUUCGAUAUGACCUUGAAAAUACCAUCCAUUCAUGGACAAAUAUUAGACUCAUCAACUCGACAAUCAAGCAAUGCCUUGGAUGUGGAUCAUUGCUUGCAGGAGGCGUUGGGUAGUCAGAGUGAAUCGGUGACAAGUGAUGAAAGUGACAGUAAAAAUGACAAUCUAUCAAAUUCGAGUGGGGUUAAAUCACAAAAACCAAAUGUUGUGCAGGGAAUAGGUUCUGAAAAUAUAGAUAAUAAUAGGUUGAAUGAAAGUAGUUUAUGCAAAGCUAGUCUGAAUACUGAUAGAACGUCUCCAUCAUCCAGAAAAUGUGUUGAAGAUUCAAAAAAUAAGAGGAAUCACUCACUUUCAUUGUCACUCAGGGAAGCUAAGGUUGUAAAUACUGAAAUUGAUAGUGAUAAUUUUAUUCCUCCUUCACCCGUGAAACCGUUGAAAAGGUCAAUAAACGUUGAAAAGGUCUCGAAAGAUGUUGAUAGCGAGAAGAAUAAAGAAGGAACUAAUUUCUCCAACGAUGAAUUUGAGAAAACUGAGGAAGAGAAAAGUGCUUUCAAUGUUUCAACAUCCAAGAUAACUUUUAGAACCAGAAAAAACAAUCUAUGGAACAAUGAUGAGACGUUCGGCAAUGUUUCAAGUUUUUUAAAGAACUUGGAUUCUCCCCAGUCUUGUCUUCGACGGUCGGAGUCUCCCUCCAGCUCGAACAAUUCUCCCGCGACUAGUGACAAACACAACAGAUCGGUACGAUUUAGUUCUCAUGACAGUGUUCUAAGAUUCGAUGCAAAUACUAAAGGUUUAAGUAAUCACACCUCUGUAAGAAACAGCAUCACUCAAGAAGAAUCAAAAUCUCGAAAUUCGUCUGGGUCUCCUAAAAAAAUGGAAGUUCCUGAGAAAAAACUGUCAGAAACCAUCAAAUCACCUCCAAGAUCAGCUAGUCCCAAAAAGGUUUUGAAGUCUAACAUAACCUCUAACGAAAAACUUGGAGAAAUCAACAAACCAUCAUCUGAACAUAGAAAAUCAUCCUUGACACAAACCAUCGUGUCAAAAAGUUCCGAAUCGAGGAAUAGUGGUAAAAAUGCAGAUUCUGAAUCGAGCUCGGAUGAUAGCUUGGUAGGAAUGUCAGAAAAUAGGAAAUCACCUUUGACACAAACUAUCCUAUCAAAAAGCUCUGGGAAUGUUAGUAGAAAUUCAGAAUCCAAUUCGAGUUCUAAGGAUGGUUUGGUAGGGUUGCCUGAAAAAAGAAAAUCCUCCUUGACACAAACUAUCUUGUCAAAAAGUUCCGAAUCAAGGACUAUUGGUAGAGAAUCAGAUUCUGAAUUGAGUUCUGAUGAUAGCUUGGUAGGAAUGUCUGAAAAUAGGAAAUCACCCUUGACUCAAAAAGUUUCUAAAAGUUCUGAAAAAUCGGUGAAUGCCGGUAGAAAUUCAGAAUCGGAAUCGAGUUCUGAGGAUAGUUUGGUAGGAAUGUCUGAAAAUAGGAAGUCACCCUUGACACAAACUAUCGUAUCAAAAAGUUCUAAAAAGUCGGUGAAUGUUGAUAGAAAACCAGAAUCCGAUUCGAGUUCUGAUGAAAGUUUGGAAGAAAAUGAGGGAGUAUCGCAAACCAGAUUCAUGGAUUCCUCUAUGACCGUUGGAGAAUCGUUUAAGCAUACUGGUGUAAGUACAGAUUUUGAUUCAACUUUCUAUGAAAAACUCGAAAAAGAAGGUAAGCGCAAGGAAAGACCAUCAGAUGAGACAAAUAGUUCGGAUACACCUGAAAAUUUAGAUUCUGAUGAGAAAAUCGAGAGGAUAAACAAUAAAUCGCCCAAAAAUGUUAAAUCACCGGUAAAAGAUGUAAAAACCCCCAAAACAUCGCUCACGCCCAGGAGAGAUAGUGUGAAUUCUAUUCCAGCUUUAAAAGUUGAUGAAAGCUUUGAAAAGAGAAGGAAAAUGUUUUUGGAAAACACAAAAUCACCUGAAAAACGUCGAGACGUCUCGAUAGUUACUGAAACGCCAGAAAAACUAGAUUCUAAUGAGAAACUAGGACGACUUGAAUCGGUUGGAGGUUUGAACACUUCAAAAAAUGAUGUUGCAACGGCUUCUUCUGAUCAUGGCAAGAGCAAGAGGAAAUCGAAUGAAAAAGAAAGACAAAAGCUCAUGACUGAUGACAGUGAAAAAGGAGAGGCUCAAAACAUGCUACCUGAUGAAACUGAUAGUAGAAUUAGAACUAUCAUUGAUGAGAGAAGCAAUGCUAGCACCAAAUUUACAAGUAAUUUAAGUUCUAUCAAAAGCAGACAUUCUGUACCAGGAUUCAAUUUAGAUGAUGAAACUCCUAAAAGAACGAGAAGGGAUUCAGAGAAACAUGAUGAUGAUGAUAGGAGGCGUGUCAGUGGAAGUAGAAUCAUGGAAGUUCAGAGUGCAAACAUCAUUGAUGAAAGAAAAGGUAUGUUGAAAUCCAGCAGUAAAUCCCCCGUUUCUGUUCACAAGGCUCAUGAUAGCUUGGAAAGAAAUAGUAUGUCAAAGGAAGGGAAUCAGGUAGAUUGUGGAAGAAAAGAUUCCAUAAAAGUGAGUGAUGGUGUCAAUGUUAGAGUUGGCAGUCCCGAAAAAGCUAUUCGUGAAAGAGCCGCGUCGAUCUGUGAGGAAUCAACCGCGACGAUGCUUUUGAAAGAUGCAUUCUCGAAAUUUUGGGGAUCGAAAAAUCGAAAAUCGAGUGGAGCAAAAGUGGUGGAUUCGGUUGAUGCUAGUACAGUUGAAGACUCCAAUCAAGACACCGAUUUGGAUCAAACUAGUAAGAAAAGUGGUAAAGUCAAGCGCAAGUCUAUUGAAGCCAUUGUUAAACCUGCCGAAAAUCUAGUCAAAGAUGAUUUUGGGAAAGAAACGGAUAUGAAAAAGAACAUAGAAAAUUCGACUAGAAAAAGUUUAGAAAAGAAGCGAAAAUCUUUAGAUGGCAAUGUGAAGUCUGCUGAAAACGAAGCCAAAACUGUUAAUGUAAAAACUUCCAGUGAAGAUGAGAAUUUGGAUGAAUUGAUUAGAAAAAUCGAAGAUGCAAAGCGAAAGUCUUUAGAUAGAAAUGUGAGUACAGUUGAAGAAAGGGUACCUGAGAAUGCUUCUACGUUGAAAGAUACAAAUCAGAAUGCAGAUUCAGACAGAAUAGCAAUCAAGAUGAAAAAGAAAAAGAGUAAGGAAAGAGAAUUCGAUAAACGAAAAUCGAUAGAGGAAGAAGUUGGAAUCGAAGAGAAUUUGAAACAAGAAAAUAGGGACUGUUCUUUGAUCAAUUCAUAUCAGGACACAGAUGUAGAGAGAUUGUCUAAAAUGGGAAAGAAGAAAAAGAAACAUAAGGACAGAGAUUUUGAGGAUAGAGAAUCAGAAGAUAUUCUUUUGAAUGAAAAUAUGAACUUAUCUUUACAAAAUUCUAAAGAGGAAGUUGAUUUGGAAAAAGUAUCUAAAAAGCCGAAAAAGAAGAAAGAAUUAGAUGUUGGAAAAGCAGAAGAAUUGUGUGCAACGGAAGAAUGUGUAGAGCAAGAAAUCGUGAACAGGGAUUCAUCUGUACAAGAUUCAAAUCAAGAAAGAGACAUGAUUAAAAGAGUAAAAAAGAAGAAGAAACAUAAAGAAAAUGAGAAGACAGAAAGAGUGUUGGAACCUUUUACCACCGAAAACGUAGAAGUAAAACAAGAAUUUAAAAAUAAUGACUUACCUGUGAUAGACAUAGUAAGUAGUGAAAUGAAUCUAGAAAAGUUAUCUGAAAAGAUGAAGAAGAAGACGAAGAAGUUGAAACAAGAGAGAGAAGACGAAGGUGAAAAUCAGGAAGAUAUACGAACAAAAUGGUUAGCAGUAGAUUCAAAUCAAUGUCCAGUUGUAGAGAAAUUAUCUAAAAGUAAGAAAAAGAGUAGGAAGAAACAAAAAGAAUUAGAAGAUCUAAAUAAGAGUUCAAUUUUACUUGAUUCAAAUAAUGAGUCUGGUGUUCAGGAAAUGCCAAAAAAGAUAAGAAGAAGAAUAAGAAGAAACCUAAAGAGAUGGAAUCUCAUAUCACAAAGGAGGAAGGUGAAAAGAAAAUAAAUGAUGAAAGGAAUCAAUUCAACCAAGAUUUUGCUAAUAGGUCCACACUAGAUGGAUACAGUACUGAUUUGAAUUCCUCCGUCCAUGAAACAAAGAAAACAUCUCAUCUCAAAACGAAGUAUGAUGGUUAUCAGAGUGAAAUUCAUGUUGGAAAUCAGCAAAGAACACCAGUCUCAAUGAUUAGUGACUCAGGUUCUGUAAAGAAACAUAAAUCGAAGAAAUAUUUUGAAAAUUCAGUUUCUCCUAGAGGUGAUGAGUCGAUUGAUAGUAAAUAUAGGACUAUUGAUAAGGGUAACGAAAAAUCUUUUGGUGAUAAAAUAUUUGUAAAUGACUGUCAAAACGAGAACAAGAAAUGUAAAAAGAGAAAAAGUGAUCAAAAAAUAGUUGAGAAUUCUUCGUUAUUAAGAAAUCAAGAAGAAAUGGGAGGAGGCAGUAAGCAAGGAAUACAUUUAGAGAAAAAGGAAGAUGGCUUGCAUAAAAAGAAGCAUAGAGACUCGCUCGGGUUGGAAGGAUCUCCAGGACUGGUGAGGUCUCCUAAGCAAUUGGUUGUUGAUGGCUACCUGAGUGAUUGUAAGUAUUCGAAGCAUAAAUCGAAGAAAAAGUCCAGUUUUAAAACAAAACGCGAUGGAUAUGCUAGCGAUUUUGAAGUCAACAAACAAGAAUCAACAAAAAUCGAUGAAGACUUGAAAAAGAAGAACAAACUGGAGAAGGUCAGUAAAUUCCAAGAAAAGAGGAGAAACUCCACUUUGAUGGCUAUGCUACGGACUGUCAUUCAUCUAGGGAUAAGUCGAAGAAGAAAUCUAGUUCUAAACUGAAACGAGAUGGUGAUUUUGAAACAAGUCUACGAAUUCCAAAUUGGGAAGAAGUGAUGUCGAAUAAGAAUAAACACAAGAAAAAGAAUUCCCUUGAAACGUCAAAAACUUCUAUUGAAAAAGAAUGCUCAGAUGCUAUCGGGAAUGUGGGUCACUCUAGAACUCAGAUUGAGUCUCAUAAAAUUUCAAGAAAAAGGAAAAAUUCUCACAAUUCCGAAAGCAAUAAUGACCAUUGUUUGCCCACUAAGAAAAUCAAAGUUACAGGGUCCUCUAGUUUUUCAGAAUCUGGCAUUACUGACAAUAGAACUGCAUUCAAUCAUGAAAAUGAAAGAAGUUCGAUUACCAGGGAACAACAACAAUUAUCUAAAUCGUUUGAAGAGGGCGACCAGUGUGUAAGAAAAAGGAAAAGGAGUAGGGGAGUUAAGAAAAAGAAGAGGAGCAUAAAGUUAGAAAACACAUUAUCAACGGAUAAUGUAUCAGUUGACAAAGUAUUGACAAAGAAAAAGAACAAAGAAUCUAGAGAGCAAGACAUAAUUUCUCCUGGCAUAAGUAGGAAAAGGAAAUUCUCCAAUAUUGGUAAGACGGGUGAUAGUUGCUCGAUUCCCACUAAAAAAAGUAAAACUAUACCGUCACCUUCUCAUGAAAUGGGAACAGGAAUUGAUGUUAGUAGAAAAAAUAUAAACAAGGAAGAUGAACAAAAUAUCUCUUUUAAUAAGGAACAAGAGAUUUUACAAAGAGGUAAACCUGUUGUUGAAGAUGUGGAGAAAAUAGGAAGAAGAAGCACAGAAAAAGUAGGGACACAAGUUUUGAGAUGGGCAAAAAGAUAGAUGAACAAAGUUCAAAAGGAGAAUCAUUGAAGGAAGAAAGAAUGAGCAGAACAUCUAGUGAAGGUCCUCCAAGUAACAGUUGUAGUGAUGUUCCUCAAGGUCUAAAAUCAACAAUUCUACCAGUAAUCGUUCCUUGGUAGCUGUCGAUAACAUUUCAAAAACUCCUAAAAAAUCUGCUGAAAAAGCCAGUAGAAGGAAAACACCAAAAAAGUCUGCAGAAGAUCCUAAACAAUUGAAAAUGUUGAAAUACUUAAGCCCUGUCAAAAAGUUUCAUCCAACUCAGGAAAGUAGUUUAAGUACUGAUAAUAAUUUGAGACAAUAUUCUAAUGAUGAAACCAAUAGCAAUCCAUCAAAUGAAGCUGGCGCUGAUAAAACUACCUCCAAUGUGAAAAAGAUGCUCAGUUUCCCUGUUGAAAAGGACAAAAAGUCUGAAGAAGUUGGCGAGAAAACUUCAAAAAAGAAGAAAAAGCGAAAAGGUGAUGAUUUAUUAGAUUUACAACAAGAAAUGAUCAAUAGGCUACUUAAAAGUAAAUAAUACUGACUGUUCAAUUUAAGUUUCAGUUUUAACAAUGAUGCAAAUUUUCAAGAUUGUUUUUUUAUUGUUUCUUACUUAUAAUAAAAAUGAGGAUAUUUCAAUCAAAA
This is a messenger RNA of Nilaparvata lugens (brown planthopper), 6886 nucleotides long. Its product is annotated as myosin-2 heavy chain. The transcript has 4 exons. The record is from RefSeq and is a predicted model, not a curated record. Bases 586 to 4605 code for a protein of 1339 amino acids. Lineage: Eukaryota; Metazoa; Arthropoda; Insecta; Hemiptera; Delphacidae.